Cylicostephanus goldi is the source of this 113-nucleotide messenger RNA. NCBI's taxonomy places the organism in Eukaryota, Metazoa, Nematoda, Chromadorea, Rhabditida, Strongylidae. The record is from the annotation of a GenBank genome assembly.
AUGUCAAGCAGAAAAAAGGUUGCCGUCAUCUUUUUCUCAUUCUUUGGACCCGGUGUCAUACUUGGUGCUAUAGCUAUCGCUGCCUAUUUCGCUUGUGUGAGAACUUGGUAAGU